AUGUCCGGCUCCGGCAGGAAAGACUUCGACGUGAAGCACAUCCUGCGCCUCCGCUGGAAACUGUUCAGCCACCCCUCGCCGGCGGGCGGCCCGGCGGGGGGCGGCUGCCUGCCGCCCGACAGCAGCUUCGAGCACUGGGGGCCGAGCCAGAGCCGCCUGCUGAAGAGCCAGGAGAGGGGCAGCAGCGCCUUCUGGAAGAAAUCCCCCUUCUCAGCCUCCUACACCGCCGCCGGGCCGCCCAACGGGACGCCGCGGCCGGGCGGGGGGCACGGGCCGGGUCCGGGUCCUCCUCCGCCGCCGCCCCGCACCGUCUUCUACGUGGAGUCCCUGGAGGAGGAAGAGGAGGAGGAGGCGGUGGCGGCGCCCGGCGGGAUGGAGGUCGCCCGGGAGCCCGAGAAGCCCCCGGCGCCGGCGGAGCGGGAGGAGGCGCCGGGGGGAUGCGCGGAUGGCGGCAGCCGGGCAACAGGUGACGGAGGAGGGCGCAGACUGUCAGCAGCCAGCCAUCCCCUGUCACCUCACUGUGACAUGGAUUCGAGUAGUUCUGAGGAAUUCUACCAGGCUGCUCACCAUGCUGAGCAAACCUUCAGAAAGAUGGAGAGCUACCUGAAGCAACAGCAGCUCUGUGACGUUAUUCUGAUUGCUGGGAAUCGCAAGAUACCUGCACACAGACUUGUCCUCAGUUCUGUCUCUGACUACUUUGCUGCCAUGUUCACAAGCGAUGUUUGUGAAGCCAAGCAAGAAGAGAUCAAAAUGGAAGGCAUAGACCCAAAUGCACUGUGGGAUCUUGUUCAGUUUGCAUAUACAGGCUGCCUGGAGCUGAAAGAGGACACUAUUGAAAAUCUUCUGGCAGCUGCCUGCAUCCUCCAGCUCCCCCAAGUAGUAGAGGUUUGCUGCCAUUUUCUAAUGAAGCUUUUGCACCCAUCCAACUGUUUGGGAAUACGAGCAUUUGCUGAUGCACAAGGAUGCACAGAGCUAAUGAAGGUGGCUCACAACUACACAAUGGAGAAUAUAAUGGAAGUUAUAAGAAAUCAAGAAUUUUUACUUCUACCAGCUAAAGAACUCCAUAAACUUCUUGCUAGCGAUGAUGUGAAUGUUCCUGAUGAAGAGACCAUUUUCCAUGCCUUAAUGAUGUGGGUGAAGUAUGAUAUGCAGAGGCGAUGCAGUGACCUAAGUAUGCUGCUUGCUUAUGUAAGAUUACCACUGCUUCCACCUCAGAUACUGGCUGACCUUGAAAACCACGCACUUUUUAAGGAUGACCUAGAAUGCCAGAAGCUUAUUCUGGAAGCCAUGAAAUACCAUCUUUUACCAGAGAGAAGAACUCUUAUGCAAAGUCCAAGAACUAAACCUAGAAAAUCUACAGUUGGCACACUUUAUGCUGUUGGAGGAAUGGAUAACAACAAAGGUGCUACAACUAUUGAAAAAUAUGAUCUCAGAACAAAUAUAUGGAUCCAGGCUGGAAUGAUGAAUGGCAGGAGGCUUCAGUUUGGUGUUGCUGUCAUUGAUGACAAGCUCUUUGUCAUUGGAGGCCGGGAUGGUUUAAAGACGUUAAACACCGUUGAAUGUUACAAUCCAAAGACAAAGGCUUGGACUGUGUUACCACCAAUGUCAACACAUAGGCAUGGUUUAGGAGUAACAGUGCUUGAAGGGCCUAUUUAUGCAGUAGGAGGCCAUGAUGGUUGGAGCUAUUUGAAUACAGUUGAGAGGUGGGACCCUCAAAGUCAGCAGUGGACAUUUGUGGCAAGUAUGUCAAUUGCCAGAAGCACUGUUGGAGUAGCAGCGUUAAAUGGCAAGUUAUAUUCAGUUGGAGGUCGGGAUGGAAGUUCAUGUUUGAGUUCAAUGGAAUAUUAUGACCCUCACACAAAUAAAUGGAAUAUGUGUGCUCCAAUGUGUAAGAGAAGAGGAGGUGUAGGAGUGGCUACAUGUGAUGGCUUUCUUUAUGCAGUUGGAGGUCAUGAUGCUCCUGCUUCUAACCACUGCUCCCGACUGCUGGACUAUGUAGAAAGAUAUGAUCCAAAAACUGAUACAUGGACAAUGGUGGCUCCACUGAGUAUGCCUCGAGAUGCUGUUGGUGUCUGUCUACUUGGUGACAAAUUAUAUGCAGUAGGUGGAUAUGAUGGUCAAACAUACCUGAACACUAUGGAAGCCUAUGACCCUCAAACCAAUGAAUGGACACAGAUGGCUUCCCUAAAUAUUGGAAGAGCUGGUGCCUGUGUUGUAGUCAUCAAGCAACCAUGA
This is a messenger RNA of Cygnus atratus (black swan), 2235 nucleotides long. RefSeq names its product kelch like family member 1 (gene KLHL1). Gene Ontology annotation, molecular function: protein binding. The transcript is spliced from 11 exons. Lineage: Eukaryota; Metazoa; Chordata; Aves; Anseriformes; Anatidae. The coding region runs from base 1 to 2235 and encodes 744 amino acids. The record is from RefSeq and is a predicted model, not a curated record.